Oncorhynchus mykiss (rainbow trout) is the source of this 4067-nucleotide messenger RNA. RefSeq names its product RNA-binding motif protein, X-linked 2. Gene Ontology annotation, cellular component: catalytic step 2 spliceosome; precatalytic spliceosome; U2 snRNP. Gene Ontology annotation, molecular function: RNA binding. The record is from RefSeq and is a predicted model, not a curated record. Gene Ontology annotation, biological process: mRNA splicing, via spliceosome. NCBI's taxonomy places the organism in Eukaryota, Metazoa, Chordata, Actinopteri, Salmoniformes, Salmonidae.
GAACAAGGGAGCAUGCCUUUGAACUACACCUCCCACAAACCCCUGUACGUAGUAUGACGCGCCGGAAACUGAUGUUGGUCAGGGGGGGGGCUCCAUUUUAAAGUUAGCAUCGUGUUUGCGUUCAUGAUAACUUCAUAAUGAAUCCCCUGACCAAGGUGAAACUGAUCAAUGAGCUGAAUGAGAGAGAGGCCUCAUUGGGGGUGAAGGAAAAUGUGUCAUGGCACUCUGAGUAUAAGGAUAGCGCCUGGAUUUUCAUCGGUGGGUUUCCAUAUGAGCUGACGGAAGGUGACAUCGUCUGUGUCUUCUCUCAGUAUGGAGAGAUGGCCAACAUCAACCUAGUGCGUGAUAAGAAGACGGGUAAAUCCAAAGGCUUCUGCUUCAUCUGCUACGAGGACCAGAGGAGCACCAUCCUGGCUGUGGAUAACUUAAAUGGGAUCAAGAUAAAGGGGCGGACCAUCCGAGUGGACCAUGUGCUGAACUACCGCCCUCCCAAAGACAAUGAGGACAUGGAUGAUAUCACCAAGCGCCUGAGGGAGGAGGGCUGUGCCCCCAAACUACCUGACCCUUCAUCCUCCGAGUCCGAAGAAGAGCAGUACGCCGUACCCGCGAAGAAGCCCAAGAAAGACAAGAAAGAGAAGAAGAAAAAGGCUCUGAAGGAGGAUAGGAAGCAGAGGGAGAGGCUAGCCCAGACUCACUCUGUGUCUCCCCCUAGGCCUGCCCUGGCAGUGAGGGUGAAGCAGGAGGAGGAGGACCUGGGCUAUGACAAGUAUAGCCAGCGGGGAGCGCCAGAGGAGUGGCUGGGGGCCAGGGAAGAGAGACCAGGGCCUGGGGCAGGGCCACAGAACACACACAGGCAGGUGGACAGAGGGUUCCGAAAUCACCAUGGGGAAGGAGAGAGAGAGAGGCCCAGGGAGGAUGAGAAGAGGAGAGAUGGAGGACUGCAGUUGGAGAGCAAGAGGACAGGCAGGAAGGAGAGAGAACCAAGACAGGGAUAGAGAGAGAGAAAGAGGGAGGGACAAUGAGAGGAACAGAGCGAGGGACUGGGACAGGGAGAAAGACAGGAACAGAGAGAGGGAAAGAGACAGGUCAAGUAAGCACAAAGAACACAGUCGGGAGAGAGACCAAAGGAGAAAGUAACAUUAGUGCCUUGAUUGUAGUCAAGACAACUGGACUGAGUGAAAUCUUAUUCUUUCCUUCACUAUAGAAAGUCAGCAGGAACUGGGACCAUGGAACUAAUAUGAUUGGUUGUUUUGUUAGUAUUUGUCAUAUCAAGCCUGUUGAUUCCAUAUUCUCUGUUAUGUGGAGACUGAGCCAAACAGUGGAUGAGGACUUGAGUCAUGAGAACAUGGCCUGUUUCCACAACAGCAGCAAAGUUAAAGCGGAACUGGAUUUCAAAUGAAAUUUUACCCUCAAACGGCUUAACAAUGCUUAAUCAGACAAUGAUUUACUGUUGUAAAUAAAAUGGUGUUUUUUUUUUUUUUUUACAAAGAUGUUGUUUCCAACAAGAUGCCUUAUAAAUAACAUUUUAUUUUUAAAUUGGAUUUCAAGUCAUACAGAGACACAUGGUAAUAUGGGUAACGCAAGAUAGGAACUUCCUCUUGGCUCCAAAAAUAGGUGAUUUUGGGUGAAAAGAGACUGUCCAGAGCAUGACACAAUUUGUAAUUCAGUGAAGAACCAAAGGCAAACAAGAUACUUUGGGGGAAAAAAGGAAUAAUUCAGACCAAAGAAAGAUUGUAUUUACAUGAUCACUAGCUCAUACCUGCUCAACAGGAUUUUAACUGCAAUUCAUCUGUAUCGCUGAAUGAUGUUUAAAACACAACAUAGUUAAAUCAUCUAAGACAGAACAAAGCAUAGAUACAGAAAUACUGUAUAUAUAUAUAUCAAGAAUAAAUUAACAUUUUGUCAAAACAUAAAAGGGAAAAAGAGGUAAAGCACAUCCUGCCAUUGAGGAAAUGUUUUAAUUCCACCAAGAGGUUAAGUGUGUGAAGGAACCUGUCGAUAGUUGGCAUGUGAAACACCGUAAAUGUCAUCAGUUCUAUUAAUCUCAUCACACCGGGGCUCCAAUGAAAAAACCCAACUGGGGUAUAGAGAUAUUAGAGAACGAGAAGUUAACCCAUAUCCUCUUCCAGUGGGGGGCCAGGCAGACAAGCCACACUCGAAUAACUGGGAUUUUGGUCGCCCCGUUGUCUGGCUGCAUGGAUAGAUCGUCAGUGCUAUACUAUGUUAGUUACCUAGGUGAUGUAUUCAACCUUUUUUCAAAGAGAGGCGAGGAAAACGUGUGUGUCCCAAAGAAAAUACUUGUUAGGGACCCAAUUGAAAUUAAGUGAAGAAAUUGCACCCAUACAGCUGUUAUAGAAACAUCCCAGGAUAGGAUUCGGCUAAACUUGGGAAAAAAUAAGUAUUGGGUCUGGCUGUACAAAAUAUGUCUUGUACAUUCAUAGUACACAUGACGUCAUAGACAUGGGUUGUAUUUCCCGAGGUACAUAAAGAAUGUGUGUACUUUUCUGGUUUGUAGAAUGAUUCUAGGUGAUUUACAGCUGGAUGGGAAUGUGUUUCUGUUCAAUGUUCUGACACGUCAUACGGAACAAAACAUUGUGCAAGUGGACAACACUUAAGCAGAUGAAGAGUUAUAGUUAGACAUGUUUUUUCUAGCCUACAUAAUGACAGCCAAGGUCAGGGAUCAUCAACUACAUUCAGCCACGGGACCAUUUUUGUUUUCGUGGAUGGACAGGGGCCCAGAAUUUUUUUAAAUUGAACCUUUAUUUAACUAGGCAAGUCAGUUAAGAACAAAUUCUUAUUCUACAAUGACGGCCUACCGGGGAACAGUGUGUUAACUGUCUUGAUCAUGGGCAGAAAGACAGAUGAUUUAUUUUUUACCUCGCCCAACGCUCUAACCACUAGGCUACUUGCCGCCCCAAAACAUAACUGCAGAAAUCUGGACCUAAAGAUGUUUUCAGUGGAAACAAAUGCACCAUGAAAUCUAAUUUUGUGGACACUGACUCUUAGUUUUCAUUGAUUUGAUCUCACAUUGCCCCAUAAACAAUUAAUUAAUGAAAUCCACACAGUUCUCUCUGGCUCAUGAUAACUGAUGCAGCAUUAAAGGCUUCAAGCCCAUGUUACAAAAAGGUGAGCGUCACAGUUUUCAUUUUUUGUAGAUAUUACAGAUCAGCCAUAGCAGAGCUGUCCUGCCCAAAGGAGAGUGUGUUGGCAGAAUUGUCUGUCCACUCAGUGGGUAAGGCAGGGACACUGACCACUAGAAUAAAAUAGGAUAGCAGGUAGUUACAACAGCUCUGAAAAUAACCUCAAAACCUAUGUACAACAGUUUGAGUAACCGUGGACACAAACACAUCUCAGAUCAACACAACCGAACACAGAAUCUCCUAUCAGCUUUUAGAAAAUAUAUGGUCAUCCAACAUUUACAUAUUACAAAUACUUAUAAGACGGGGCAGAGGUGAUCAGCAGAGGGUGAUUUGGGGUAUACUGCAGUGUCUCUGGGAGCAGGAGGGGACUCUGUUGGGUUACAGACAUGUCUGUGAUCAAUGUCAUCAGAGGUACUUUAUGAAAAGGUGGGUUUUUGGUUGCUUGGUUACUAUGACGCCGGGUGAAGGCGAGGUACAUGGCUGGAGUACUAUGGAAUUCCCAUUUCUACCCACAAUGCCAUGGGACUUUGCCCCAAAGUCCACAAAAACCGAGAGUCCGUUGAAGACACUGAGGGUGGGUCUGAGUGAGUCUAACUUCGUCAUCCUCACAGACGCCUUCCCAACUUGGGAGUGCUAGUUAGGUUACGUACAAAAGUAAGGCUGUGGUGGGUUGACUGACCAGAGGGGAAGAGUCAAAACUACCCCCAUAUUACAGUAUGUCAAUCAGAGCGUAGAAGAACCGAAGAAAAACCAGGUUCUGCAGAACAAACGGUUUCACGAGACAUACAGAGGAACAAAUAAGAAAACGCGUGCCUCUGCCAUGCUGCUCAUCUCUGUUGGUGAGGAGUGGCUGCAGAGAAACAAAAACACAAUCAUAACAGUAGUGGUACUGGCUCGCACACUACAAAUAUGAUUUCUGUGUCAAAA